Rotaria socialis is the source of this 675-nucleotide messenger RNA. The record is from the annotation of a GenBank genome assembly. NCBI's taxonomy places the organism in Eukaryota, Metazoa, Rotifera, Eurotatoria, Philodinida, Philodinidae.
AUGCCGAUAUCCGAGUACAAACUAUGUGUCUUUGGUUCUGGCGGUGUUGGAAAGUCUUGUUUGACAAUGCAAUUUGUUCAAGGCAUCUUUAUGCCAAAAUAUGAUCCGACAAUUGAAGAUGUCUAUAAAAAAACAGUCGAAAUCGAUGAAAAACAAUAUUCACUUGAAAUACUCGAUACAGCAGGAACUGAAGAAUUUUCUGCUAUGAGAGAUUUAUAUGUUAAAAAUGGGCAAGGUUUUGUUCUUGUCUAUUCAAUAACAUCUCAAGCAACAUUUAAUGAUUUAAACGAAUUUUAUGAUCGAAUCAUGCGUAUUAAAGAUACUGAACUUCAUGGCCAACCACCACUUAUACUCGUAGGAAAUAAAAGUGAUUUAGAAGACGAAAGAGUUGUUGGCCGUGAAGUUGGUCAAGCAUUAGCAAGAAAAUGGAAAAGUAGUUUUCUUGAAACAUCUGCUAAGGAUCGUGCAAAUGUUAAUGAAAUAUUUUUUGACCUGGUUCGACAAAUUAAUCGAUCACCAAAUAUUGCUUGCAGUCGAUCACAAACCAAACAUACUACACAUGAAAAUGCAUCUAUUAGCAAAGCACGAAUGUUAGGCACUUUGCCAGCAAAGAGUCAAUCAGAUUCACAGAAACAUUUGCGUAAACAUCGGAGUGGUAAAUGUAUUAUUCUCUAA